Molecule: messenger RNA, 813 nt
Organism: Trichoderma virens Gv29-8
Lineage: Eukaryota; Fungi; Ascomycota; Sordariomycetes; Hypocreales; Hypocreaceae
Exons: 2
Coding region: 1-813 (270 amino acids)
Biological process (GO): pentose catabolic process
Cellular component (GO): cytosol
Molecular function (GO): aldehyde-lyase activity
Source: RefSeq, a predicted model, not a curated record
AUGGCUACAAACUCGGGUAGCAAGAGCCAUCGCUUGCCGGAUGAUGAGCUGGCGCUCAUACGCAAGUACAUCCAUGGAUGCCACAUCCUGCACUACUACAACAUUGUGGACGCGUAUGGCCACUUGUCGGUGCGCCUGAGCGAGUCGGUGUUUAUGAUGUCGCGAUACAUGGCACCGGCGCUUGUAUCUUCAACAGAUGACAUGGUGUUGUAUGAUGUUGAGACUGGCGAAGCGCUUCAGAAAGAUGCGCCAAAAGGUUUCUCAGAGCGUUUCAUCCACUCUGAAAUCUACAAGGCAUAUCCCAAGGUCCAGUCAGUUGUGCACUCACACUCACUCGAGGUUGUCCCAUUCUCCAUUUCAUCCACGCCCCUGCGGGCUUGCUUCCACAUGGCAGGCUUCCUGGGCACCGCCGUUCCUGUAUGGGACGCUGCAACAGUAUAUCGUGACGAUCCUCUAGCGAGUAACGAUAUGCUUGUCCGCAGUACAGGGAUGGGCGCAUCGCUGGCCAAGGCGUUGGGCCCUGCUGAUGCCGAGGGAUUGCCCAAGUAUCCAGUUGCGCUGAUGCGCGGCCAUGGCUUUGUGGCGACGGCCAACAACAUCGAGAUGGCGAUUAGCAAGAGCAUCUACACGAUGCAGAACGCACAGAUCCAGAGGGCGGCGGCGGGUCUUUCGGGAAGCAUGGAGGGGGUGCGUUUCUUCAGCGAGCGCGAGGCUCACGAUGCGGGCUUGACGGCGAUAGCAGGAGCAGCGAAGCCGUGGCCGCUGUGGGUGGCGGAGGUGAAGGGCCACGCGCUGUAUAAGAACUGUGUGUGA